Messenger RNA from Oppiella nova, 1216 nucleotides. NCBI's taxonomy places the organism in Eukaryota, Metazoa, Arthropoda, Arachnida, Sarcoptiformes, Oppiidae. The record is from the annotation of a GenBank genome assembly.
AUGGCGGAACAGUCUGUCAAACCAGAGGUUGAAGUCAAACAAACCGACGACCAGAAGGUGAAGGACAUCGAGGACUCGAUUCCGGAUCAGACAAAACUCGAUAAAGUGCGCGGAUUUAUGAAGUAUAAGAGGAUUAAAGGCUAUUAUCGCGAUGUCAGCAAACGAUCCAAGGAUUGGAAAGAGAUCUUUGACCACCAGUUCAUCCAAAACAAUGUCCGCACACAGGCCUCGAGGUGUAUGGAGUGCGGCGUUCCCUUUUGUCAGUCAUCCCACGGCUGUCCACUGGGAAACAUAAUCCCGCGUUGGAAUGAUCUGGUCUAUCAGGACGACUGGUAUGAGGCCAUCAAACAACUCCUCCAGACAAACAACUUCCCGGAGUUUACGGGUCGGGUAUGUCCCGCACCCUGCGAGGGCGCCUGCGUUCUAGGCAUCACAUCCCCGCCCAUCGCCAUCAAAACCAUCGAAGUCUCCAUCAUUGAGACGGCCUUCGAGAAGGGAUGGAUUAAGGCGUCGCCUCCGACAGAAUAUUCUGGCGCUAAGAAUAUCGUGUCGUUUGAGAUACUCCCGCGACCCGGAGAUACUCGCGGUGCGGACAACCCGUGGCCCCAAUGGCCGCGAAUAUACCGCAAGGACUACGGCCACGAAGAGGUAGAGCUGAAGUGGGGAUCGGAUCCCAGAAUAUUCGGCAUCAAUAGCAAGGAAUUCCUGGACGACGGCGCCGGUAAUGUGAAGGGAAUCCGAUCCGUGCGGGUCGAGUGGACUCAAGACAACGGCCGAUGGAUUAUGAAGGAAGUGCCCAACUCUGAGCAGAUCUACGAGGCCGAUCUGGUGCUGCUGGCGAUGGGAUUCUUGGGACCCGAGACUUACCUCACGGAACAGCUGAGACUCACGAAAGACCAGAGAUCUAACGUCUUGACCAAAGCGGGCACCUAUAGGACACCCAUCGAUAGGAUCUACGCGGCCGGGGAUUGCCGUAGAGGACAGUCGCUUGUAGUGCACGCCAUCAAUGAGGGCCGACAGGCGGCCCGCGAGAUCGACGCCGACCUCCACAACGGCAUGUCUACGCUGCCCGGGCCCGGGGGUGUCAUACCGUACCCGCCGAUAGCUUUGGGCACUAAACUAAUGGCCGGUUAGGCGAUGAUUAGGUUUAUUGGUGUGUCUGUCACGCGAUUCUGUGUUUUCAUUGAGUAUAUAUAGAGUAUGAUUAAUACAUAUA